GACCUCGUCAAGGUCAGUUGCAACCUUGAAGAUCGAGUCCAGGUGAUCAUAAAUAAGACCAACGUAGCCUGAUCUCAGGCUCACAUUGACGCGAAAUGACGUCGGCCUCGGUUGAAUUUUCCUGCGGCGGAAAUCGAACAGUAGUUCUUUGACCAGUGUAUCUUGCAUCAUGAUAGCUUAAAUACUUACGGUGUUCGAUCUUACAGUGCAACUGUUGUUGUAUCUCAUGACCACCUGAACUUUCUCGCGAGCUAUCGGAGAGAUAUCUGAAGCAAUGCUCUAUAACCCGAUCAUUCCUGGUUUCUACCCUGACCCUAGUUGUAUCUUUGUGCCCGAAUGGGAUAAUACAUUCUUUUGUGCAUCUUCUAGCUUCAACGCUUUUCCUGGAGUGCCAAUACAUGCAAGCAAAGACUUACAGAACUGGAAGUUGAUCGGCAACGCUCUGAAUCGACCAGAGCAGCUCCCUGGUCUCGCUCAUACAAACGGAUCGACCAGUGGUGUUUGGGCACCUACCCUCCGUUACCAUGAUGGAUUGUUUUACAUAAUCACGACUAACGUGUUCGACAACAAAGCAAUUGCUGAUCCAGCGAAAUGGGACAACUUUAUAAUCAGCGCCAAAGACCCCUUUGACCCAGCGUCAUGGACAGAAGGGAUCCAUUUCCCCUUCCAGGGAUACGAUACAUCUUUAUUCUGGCAUGAAAAUGGGAAGGUGUAUGUGACAGGAUCUCAUUAUCAUAGGAUCAAAGCGGGAAUACGACAAACCACAAUCGAUCUUACUACCGGAGAACUUGGUGGUGAGUUCCAGGAAAUAUGGUUAGGGACUGGUGGCAUAGCUGUUGAGGGGCCUCACAUCUACCAGAGAGAUGGUUGGUAUUAUCUGCUUGCUGCAGAAGGGGGAACUGGUGUGAAUCACAUGGUAACCAUGGCGAGGUCUAAGGACAUCAUGGGUCCCUAUGAAGGCGACACCACGAAUCCUCUUUUGACAAAUGCGAAUACAACACAAUACUUUCAAACAGUUGGCCAUGCAGACCUCUUUCAAGACAAGUCGGAGAACUGGUGGGGUGUCGCUCUAUCUACGAGAUCGGGUCCGAAGUAUGAGAACUACCCUAUGGGGCGCGAGACUAUCAUGGUCCCAGUGACAUGGGAUGAGGGUAAGUUCCCAGUCUUCUCGAAUGCUACGGGAGCGAUCGAGACCCGGGUUCUACCAACGAAGGAUGUGGAAAUCAAAGGAACAGGUCCACUUUGCGAUGCCAGUGACAGAAUCAAUUUCACCGCUGGAAGCGUACUACCAGUUCACUUCCUUCAUUGGCGCUUUCCAGAACCAAGUGCCUAUGUCAUAUCUCCAACCGACCAUCCAAACAUACUCCAACUCACCCCUUCAAAGUUAAACCUGACUGGCCUCGACGGAGCCUCUGCAGCUACACCACAAACAUUUGUCGGCCGCCGUCAAACACACACUCUAUUCACAUACAGCGUUAUUCUUGACUAUGUGCCCAAGACAGUCAACGAGGAAGCCGGCAUCACAGCAUUCCUAACACAGAACCACCACAUCAGACUCGGCGUAACGCUUCUCCAAUCAUCGAAUCCAAUGGAACCCGUGUUGAGUCUUUCAUUUUAUGCUAUUUCGAGCAAGCCUGUUCCGGAGGCCUUCACAGUGCCCUUGCCUUUGGCGUGGCAGUCGCAGCCACUGAAGCUGGAGAUCAAGGCGUACAAUUUGACGCACUACACUUUUUCAGCUGGGCCUGCAGAUGCACAGAGUGAGAUGCAGACUUUCGCGAAUUUGAACAACGAGAUUGUUAGCUAUGGAUUCACUGGCACUCUUUUGGGUGUAUAUGCGACUAGCAACGGGGGAGAGGGCAAGACGGCGGCAUAUGUUUCCAAGUGGAGGUACACGGGGCAGGGUCAAUUUAGGGAUUAGGGGAUAUCUGAGUUGAGCACAACGAAGGAGGGUCUGGAUGCCCGGGCAAAUUGUAUGCUAUUUCCAGAAUGUCUUUUCCACAACCCUUCUGCAUUUGCUGUGCUAUGUAUCCCUUCGUCCUCGAAGAUACGAUAUUAUUACUCCUGCUCAUGACCGCCCGGGAUCGCUUCAUAUCCUGUUCUCGUCAGAUCAACCGAAAGAAGUUGAUAUGAGACUUGUAGGCGCUCGUAGAAGAUGAGUCCAAGGCCAGUUCUCACCUCCGUA
Molecule: messenger RNA, 2182 nt
Organism: Pseudovirgaria hyperparasitica
Lineage: Eukaryota; Fungi; Ascomycota; Dothideomycetes; Acrospermales; Acrospermaceae
Product: glycoside hydrolase family 43 protein
Exons: 8
Coding region: 275-1918 (547 amino acids)
Biological process (GO): carbohydrate metabolic process
Molecular function (GO): hydrolase activity, hydrolyzing O-glycosyl compounds
Source: RefSeq, a predicted model, not a curated record